Helobdella robusta is the source of this 2458-nucleotide messenger RNA. RefSeq lists its product as hypothetical. Gene Ontology annotation, cellular component: protein kinase 5 complex; cytoplasm. The coding region runs from base 1 to 1740 and encodes 579 amino acids. Gene Ontology annotation, biological process: positive regulation of cyclin-dependent protein serine/threonine kinase activity; activation of protein kinase activity. NCBI's taxonomy places the organism in Eukaryota, Metazoa, Annelida, Clitellata, Rhynchobdellida, Glossiphoniidae. Gene Ontology annotation, molecular function: cyclin-dependent protein serine/threonine kinase activator activity; protein kinase binding. The record is from RefSeq and is a predicted model, not a curated record. The transcript has 5 exons.
AUGGACCCAAUUGGACAAGAAUCUUCACCUAUCACUAAUUUGCCUGAAUUAUCGUCUGGACCUCUCGAAUCGGCAGUCAAACAGAUGGAAAGUGCCCCCAGUGAAGAUAAUCUAGAGAUUGCUAACGUUUCUGAUCAGAUAUCAAAGAAACAACUAAACAAGAACAUGAUCAUCAUGAAAGUCCUGCCUGGGGGAAGCAUCGUUUACGAGCGAACCGAGAGCGGAGAAAUCGUGGCCAGCAUCGUGAGAAACAACAACAACAAUAAUAAUAAUAAUGGGGUUGAAGAUGUUGGGAUUAACAGUAAUGAUAGUGCAGAGUUAGAAAAUUACAUCAAACAAUCAGCUAAGAAGGCAUUGCAACAGCAACAACAAGCUAUGAACAAUAAAAAAAAAAAGAUACAACAACAACAACAAUUGUUGCUAAAGGCUUCUGAUGAUCAAAUGAAGAAAAAGCGUAAAAAGCGCAUCCCUAAUUCUGUGGAAGGCCCCAGCAGGCCGGGUCUAACCUGCCCGAUCAAUGAUAGGAAUGUUGAAAAUGUUCUCGACCGGACUCUGCUCGUCACUGAAUCCCUGCAGCAGGUUUUGAAUAAUUUCAAGGAGGACCUUAAAAGAGUCGGGGGUAGUUCCACUGCCGAGUCUAAACCUGUAGGCAUAAAGAAAAGGAUCGAGAUUGCUGACAAACUGACCAAUGCCUACGUGGACUAUCAGCAGGCCAUCGAUGACAUCGGAGAGCUCGGAAGGGGCUACCUAAUAGCCGACGAGGAAGACGACGACGAAGAGGAUGAUGGAGAUGAAGAUGAGGUCGACGAAGAGGGUGUGGAUGAUGACGACGUUGAUGACGACGACGACGUAGCUGCUGUCCAGGCGAGUUCUAAUUACGGCGGUGGCGGCGGUAUUCAAAUAGAGGAUGACGUCAUAGAUGAGGAUGAGGAGGAGAUUAGAAAAUUUAUUAGAAAAAAUUAUCUCAAAAAUUCAAAAAAAGUCAACAGCGGCAAUAGCGGCAAGAAAAAAGUUCAAAACCUGAAACGAGUGGCUGGCACGAACGAUGAGGAUGAUGAGGAGGAGGAAGUCGACGAACUGGAAAACUAUGCUAGGCGAAGAGUUGGUGGCGUGAAAAUUGAAGGGGGCCAGCCACAAGUUUCGAAGGGCCGUCGUAAACGCCAGAGGGGCCCGGACGACGAAGAUGAAGAUUUUGAUGAGGUUGCAUUGAAAAAGCAAAUCUACCAGACAAAAAAAUCUAAAAAACCGCCACAACUGCAACAACAACAACAACAACAAAAGUCUAAAGAAAGGCCUGAUACUUUUAGUAAUAAAAAACAAAAAAAAGCCAUCAACACCAACAACAACAAUAGCAGCAUGCAGAAUUUGAACAACAAUAGCAUCAACAACAGCAGCAGCAGUAGUACCAACAAAUUUCAUGAUUCAACGCCCAAAGCAUCGACGUCAUCAAAAGCAACAGUGACGUCAUCAUCGGCAUCGACAACAACAAAAUUAUCUCCAUCAUCCUCCCACCACUUGAAUGAUUACUACGCCAGUAAGAAAUCCUGGACGGAAGUGGACACGGACGGCUUUGGUCAGGAGAAAUCCAAAGACACUAAAUUUUGGUACGAUAGUGUUAACGUCAAGCAUGAGGAUACGACAAAUGUUUCAGAUGACUUGUGGAUGUCUUGCGAGCCGGGCUCUGAUGAUGAGGUCCUCUAUAAUGUCGGAUUCCCCAAAAUUAGUCAAAAACGGAAAUGAUAAAUUCAUGUUUUAACUGGGUAUUGAUCAUUAUAUGAAUAUAUAUAUAAGUAUGUAUACGUAUAUAUAUAUAAUUUAUAAAUAAAUAAAUAUAUAUAUAUAUAAUAUAUAUAUAUGAUAAAUAAAUUGAUAGACAGACAUACCGUGUUGUUUGUUCAUUACAAUUUAUUGUCUUUGUUCGUUUUUUUUUCCUCAAUACAACUUUUUUAAUUAUUAUUUCUCUGUUAUUUAAUUUCUUAUUUUGGUUCAUUUUUAGCAGCCUUUUUUUUUGUUAAAAAAUUUUUUACUCUUUCAGAUUAUAAUUGUAAAAUUAGGUUCGGUUUUUGGCUAGUGUUAGAUGAAAUAAUAUAACAAUAAUAAUUAUAUAAUAAUAAUAACAUUGUCAUUAUUAUUAUUAUUAUUAUUACACGUAACUGCUCUUAUCAAUAACAAUAAUUAAUAUUCAUUAACAUGUUGGAACUGUUGCAUCAAUGAACGAUGUUUUGUGACGGGUGAUUGACAUUUGAUUAAAAUGUGUGUGUGUGUUUGUGACUUCGUUUGUUUAUUAUUUAAUUAUAAAUAAUUCAUUUUUUUAAUUGAUUAAUUAAUAUUAAACGUAAUUAUUCAUUAAUGUACCUAAAUCAACUGAAACGUUGGAGGUACACUGAUGAUAAUUAUAGAGGAAGAACUUUGUAUGUUGGUGUAAUAUUGCUAUGAUAAUAAAAUUUGCGUUAAUCCG